Molecule: messenger RNA, 3092 nt
Organism: Annulohypoxylon truncatum
Lineage: Eukaryota; Fungi; Ascomycota; Sordariomycetes; Xylariales; Hypoxylaceae
Exons: 2
Coding region: 221-3007 (928 amino acids)
Source: RefSeq, a predicted model, not a curated record
AAUCAGCAUAACCAGCCCUCUUAUUAUGCUGAUUACCUAUUACACCCGACAACCUGCAGAAAUAUCUACCCAAAUCUCUUCUCAUGCACUCUUCCCGUUCAUCUCUGCAAGAGAAGGUAACAAAACACCAUUUCGUACUACCAAGGAGUAAUUGGCCAAGUUAGUCCAAGCGGAUUGGGGCCGUCUUUUAGUAGGACGAACUAGCGAGACGAAGUGAAGGAUGAGCUCUCAAAAUUUGGACAUAGACUACGUCCAACAAGAUCAACCAAACCGCCGAAACCCGCAUCAUCAAUCUCACCCAUCUACUUCAACCAUCUCUGCGCACGCCAAAACCGCCUCCCGCGUCACCAUCCUCCAAGGCUCCCCGCGGCUGGUUGAUUCCGAUAACAGCGCACGACAAGAACCAUCUCCCGCUUCACAGUCCACCGUGGUACCCUAUGCACCGACACCUCCCCCAGCCCCCACACCCCCUUCAAUACCCUCCGAAUCAGAGGUUUAUGGUCCCGAGAGACUUUGGGGCCACCAACAGGCCAUAGAGGAAGAUGUCGAUCGCUCCAUGAUAUCAACUCCUGGAACGCGCUACGAUCAGCCGCGAUUCCCACCCAUGGUUCCUCAGCAAGACCCCGCCUUUGGGGAUUUCAAAGACGAUCUGACGAGAGCUGCCGGCGUCGUAACUCCCGGCGUAGAUGACGGUCCCUAUAUCCGCUAUGCUCUGGAUGCUCUGACGAGAGAUCGUGACAAUGGCCGAGGGAUGACGGGAUAUCCUUCUUCUGGUAGCGAUGAGUCCUACCAACAGGCCUAUCAUUUCACCCCGACCACAGUUCCUAGUCCAUACAAGCAGCCCUCGUUUCAGCUGCCGCCAGAGCAAAUCACGCGCGACAACACCCCCCGAGAUUGGCCUAUAGGUCCGCCUCCCGGACCUGUCGUCUCAGCUCCUACUCCCACCGCCGAAGACGAGCUGCGGGAGAAGCGACAGCAGCGUCAAGAAAGGGCCAAAUUCACAGAUGAUCCUUGGGGUACCAUUUUGGGUACCACCGCUGCCGCCGAGGCUGAGGCUAAGGAUUACAACAGAAACUCAUCUCCUUUCAGUGAACGACGUGGGGAGCGGACAAUUUCCCCUAAGCCUAAACCCAACCUGCCGAGGAAUUUGGAGCAUUGGCAAGCACGGUCAGAUCUGGUAAUCGACCCCGAGACCGGUCUGCACAAUUGCGGAAAGGCCCUGAGCUGGGAGGCGCCUCUGACGCGGAAACCCUGGGUCUUACGACUCCAAUCCUUGUUAAUUCUGGCGACCUUGUGCCUCUUAAUGGUUGUGGCUCUCAUAGUUUCCGCCGUAUAUUCUAUGAAUCACAAUGGCUUGACGCCAUACUCCGGCACAAUCUAUGGCGGCCAAUACUUCCUUUUCCGGAUGUUGCCGCAGCUGCUAGCUGUUAUUAUAUUAAUUCAUGCCCAAUGUGUAAUCGCCGCGGCGUUUUGGGUUUUGCCAUUCUCGUCUAUGGCUUCGGAUGACCGUAACGAACGACGAGACGCUGUGUUUUUACCCCUAUAUCCCAAAUCCUUUCUCUGGCCUCAGCUGGGCGGGCCGUGGAAUAUCUGGAUACCCAUUUUCAAUGUUUGGCUGUUGAAUUUCACCAUACCGCUGCAAAGCAGUCUUUUUACCGUCAUCCUCGUCGACGGAAAUUGGAUAUGGGCAACCGUUCAGGGUGUGGUGUGGACAUUAGUGGCUUUAUACGUGUCAUUUAUGCUGUCACUGGUUGUACUGUUUGUGUUUUGGAACCGACGAAGAACCGGUAUGAUGCAAAAAUGGGGUAUUCGAACUCUAGGGGAUAUUAUCUUCCUCAUUUCGCAGAGCAAUUCGUUACUACGGUAUCGCGGGCUUGAGACGGCAGCGACACGAAGCAGCAUGAGACAGCGAUUGGAGGGAAAUGCCGACAGGCUUGGGUUUUGGUUUUCCCCUGAAUUGCCAGAAAUCGGAACGUGGUACGGGAUUGGGAGGUCUACUGGCGAAGGGGAUCUGAAGACUGAGAAGUCGGAAGGUCCAGGAUGGGCUGUGCGACGAGAAGGAUCUCCGGAAGCGGGUGAACGAUCUUCAAAUCCUAACGUCCGUUACCGCUAUCUCCCAUGGUGCUUCCGGGAUAGCCAAAUCACUCUCUUCGUCGUGGCAUUUUCCAUCCUGUUACUCGCUUUAAUCAUUGUCUCGUUCCUCCAUUCCACGGACUUGCGCAAUGGUUUUCUCCCUCUCCUGAGCUCCAUGCCCGUUGCUGGCGCAUUUUCUGCUGCCGACUUCGUCUACUCCUUCAUCCCUUCGCUUUUAGGCCUCAUACUAUUCCUACUAUUCCAGUCUCUAGAUCUGACACUACGUAUCCUAGCCCCGUGGGGUGAGCUUUCGCGCGCGGAAGGUUCGCGAGCGCAAACUUCGCUUCUUUUGGAUUAUUCGACAUGUCUGCCUCUCGAAUCGACAUACAAAGCAUUGAAGAACAAGCAUUGGCGGGUGGCAUUCGUGUCUUUCCUAUCCCCGCUAUUUUCUCUUUUGCCAGUCUUGGGCGGCGGCCUAUUUAUGGCUUUGACUCCGCCUGACAAGAUUGUGCGCAUGUAUCCCAACGUGCCCGCGUUCGCCAUCAUCCUCACCCUACUAUUCCUAUACGUCGCCGGGCUUAUCUGCUUGAUACCCAAUAGGGGGCAAUACCGCCUACCUCAUGCUGUUACCUGUCUGGCAGAGAUAAUCAGCUUUUGCACGGACGAGAAGCUACGCACAGAUGGGGCGUUUGAUUUACAUCUAAUGCUGGAACCUACAGACCUAGCUGGUCAUCUCGACCGCGGCAAGGAUUGGCAUAGACAGGGUCGGUGGACUCUGAGCACCGGCCGAAAUAAUGACGAACGCCUCGGCAUCAAACGCUUCAGCAAGUACACAGUCAACCCCAAGAAACUCCGCGACUAUGACAGAAGGGCGAGAGGCCAACUCAUAUCUGCUCCAUUACCUCACGACAGCGGCUCUUUAUUCAACCACUAGGUUGAAAUUUCACAUAUCGAUAUUCAUUUCUUGUAUAUCUUUUUUAUCAUCUUUUUUUUGGUUCAUUUUUACGAACUCAUCUAGC